Molecule: messenger RNA, 2111 nt
Organism: Oryza sativa Japonica Group (Japanese rice)
Lineage: Eukaryota; Viridiplantae; Streptophyta; Magnoliopsida; Poales; Poaceae
Product: BAG family molecular chaperone regulator 2
Biological process (GO): protein stabilization
Cellular component (GO): cytoplasm
Molecular function (GO): adenyl-nucleotide exchange factor activity; protein-folding chaperone binding
Source: RefSeq, a predicted model, not a curated record
GAGGCCGGCGGAGGUGAGCGAUGGUGGAAGUGGCAAGUUUGGCCGAGACGAGACGACACGACGGUUGCUUCCUUCCUAACCAACUCCCCAACCAAGCCUCCCUCCCUCGCCGGAGCUCUCGCCACCCCGCGGCCGCCGCCGCCGCCGCGAAACGGAGCAUUUGGUUAAUUGCAUUGCGUCCGCGUUGGGUUUGCGUUGCAUGGUCACGCGCGCGCACGCACGCACGCGGCUUUGGGUUUUUUUUGGCGCAUAAAUAUUCCGCGGCUGCUGCUGCUGCUGCCGCUUCCUGCCUGUCCCUGAGUUGUACCCGCUCUAUUUUUUUUUUCUCUCUCUUUCUUCUCCAUCUCUCCUCCUUCCUUCCUAACCUCUCCCCACCUACCUCCCUGCCGCCUGAUCCUGAUUUCCCCAAUUGAGGCCAGCGUCGAGCACCUGCACACACGCACACGCUCGCUGCUGCGCCUCGAUUCUCGUCCCAGAUCCGCCACUCCCUUCCCCAAUUCGCCGUCACCUGCAGCUGAGUGUUGCUUGCUCGAGCUAGCUGGUGGUUCUUGCCUUGCAGGGCGAGGCAGUGGUAGCUUGCGAGCUUUAGCUGCGGGAGCGGUUGGCUUUGGUUUUGGUUUGGUAAAUUGGUUGCGUGUGCGUGUGCGUGCCAUGAGAAGAUGAUGCGCGCCAAGGCGAAAGGUACAUUCCCACCGGCGGCGGCGGCGAUGAAGGAGAGCUCUGCUCCUCCGCCGCCUGCUGCUGCGGCGGCGGCGGCGAGGGAGGAUGAGUGGGAGGUGCGGCCAGGUGGGAUGCUGGUGCAGAAGAGGAGCCCGGACGGCGACGCCCCGGCCGCGCCCGUGCCCACCAUCCGCGUCAAGGUCAAGUUCAACGGCGUCUACCACGAGAUCUACAUCAACUCGCAGGCGUCCUUCGGUGAGCUGAAGAAGCAGCUGUCGGCGCCGACGGGGCUGCACCCGGAGGACCAGAAGAUCGUUUACAAGGACAAGGAGAGGGACUCCAAGGCGUUCCUCGACAUGGCCGGCGUCAAGGACCGCUCCAAGAUGGUGCUCCUCGAGGACCCAACGGCGCAGGCCAAGCGCCUCCUCGAGCAACGCCGCACCGACAAGGCCGAGCGCGCCGCCAAGUCCAUCUCCCGCAUCAGCCUCGACGUCGACAAGCUCGCCACCAAGGUGACGGCUCUGGAGGCCAUCGUCGGCAAGGGCGGGAGGGUGGUCGACGCCGACGUGGUCACGCUCACGGAGGCGCUGAUGAACGAGCUGGUCAAGCUGGACGCCAUCGCCGCCGAGGGCGAGGUCAAGGUGCAGAGGCGAAUGCAGGAGAAGCGGGUGCAGAAGUACGUGGAGUCGCUGGACGCCAUCCGCGCCAAGAACGCGGCGUCGCACAACAAGGCCAGCGGCAACGGCCACGCCAAGCCCCGGGCGCCGCACCUCCCGCCGCCGGUGUCGCAGCGGCGGCAGUUCCAGGCGCCGCCGCCCGCCGCGCCAACGACAACGAAGACCGCCGCCGCGCCGGCGCCGCCGCCCACGGCGAGCUGGGAGUCGUUCGACCUGCUGUCCUCGAUGCCGUCCACGUCGUCGUCCACCGUGACGACCACCAUGGCCGCCGCGACGACCACCACCACCACCUCGCCGAUCCCGCGGUUCGAUUGGGAGCUCUUCUAGCUCGCUCUCGCUCUCCCUCUCCUCCUCCUCCGAUGGGUACACUACUCUACACUACACUACACUACACACUUCACCUUUUCUUUGUCCAUUCAUCUCGUGAGCUCAUUCGAUCGGUCGCACUAGCACCUGAUCGAUCAGCAGCGCUCGCCAUUGUUUCUUUGAUUUCUUCUGUUCAUUCUUCCUCUUCUUUCUUUUUUCUUCAUGUUCCUUUUUUCAUUUCGAGAGUAUAUCUACAAAAACAAAAAAGAAGAAACACCAUGGGUGAUCGAGUGUGUUCAGUACGUAUGUCAUCACUCAAGUCAGUUCAUCAAUCCAAUGCAUGGUCAGUCACACAGCCAAAAAAGAAAAAAGUGGGUGGUAUCAUGACGAAGAAUUUUCCGGUGACACUAUAUAUAUACAAAAAAAACAGCAUGUAUAUGUGAUUCGAAACACAUUGAAUUUUCUUCC